AUGGCGUCGCUCGGCGUGGGGCUGCAUCUCAUCCGCAGGCGGGGAGCGGGCAGGAGCGCAGCGGUAGAGAGGAGGAACCUGCUGACCGUGUGCAGGUUCUCAGUGAAGACUCUGCUGGACCGCUCCUGUUUUGAGACAAUAGAUGACUCAUCUCCAGAAUUCAUUAACUUCGUGUCCAUCCUGGAGCACAUCCUUAAUCAUCGGCUCAAAGGUCAGACGACGUGGUUUGGCUACGAGAGUCCUCGCAGUUUCUGGGAUUAUAUAAAAGCAGCCUGCAGCAAAGUCCCUCAUAACUGCAUCCGAAGCAUUGAGAGCAUGGAGAAUGUGCGUUCAUCAAGAGCUAAGGGCCGUGCGUGGAUCAGAGUGGUGCUGAUGGAGAAACGACUGUCAGAAUACAUCUCAUCUGCACUGAGGGACUUCAAAACCACCAGGAGGUGUUAUGAGGACGGUGCCAUCAUGCUGGGAGAGGAGGCGGGGCUUCUGGCAGACACGCUCAUUGGACUCAACACCAUCGACUUCAGCUUCUGUCUGAAAGGGGAGGGUCUGGACAGCAGCUGCCCCGCCGUGAUCGACUACACGCCUUACCUGAAGUUCACUCAGAGCGCAGACAGCAUCAGCAGUGACGAGGAGGAGAUGAGGACUCUGGGGAGCAGUGGCAGCGAGAGCAGCACCCCCGACAAAGCAGCCACGGCCGCCUCCAUCUUCACCGAGCAGAGCAACUUGGUCAGCAAGUGCAAACGCUUCGAGCAGAAGUAUCGCGUGGCGCUGGAGCAGAAGGCUUACCUGGAAGAGCUGGUCCGUCUACGAGAAGCCCAGCUGUCAGAGGCCGUGUCUCAUAACAAAGCUCUUGAGCAGAACCUGGCAGACACACACCUCUCACACGCACUGGAGAAGGAGCAGCUGGAGUUCAUCGUACUGGAACUACAGGACCAACUGACAGUGCUGAAGAACAAUGAUUUGCGGUCCAGACAGGAGCUGACAGCCCAUCUGACCAAUCAGUGGCCGUCUCCUGACGCCUUGGAUGCCAACGCUGUUGCAUUGGACACGCUGCUGUACAGGAAGAGGACUGGACAGUGGGAGGAGAAGAACUUCCAGAGUCUGGAGCAGCUCUCUGCGGACAUGAGCCUCUCCCAGACUUCCCUUGAACCGUCACACACGCUGAGUCUGGAGGCGAGGCUGGCCGGGACACAGUGGCGGCACCAGAAUAAGGAGGAGACUCCUUCUCUCAGAGGCCUGUGCGGCUCCCUCACCUCCGUUGCCAGCUACAAGUCUCUGGCCAGCCUGAGGUCCAGCGAGUGUUUGGCCAGUCCUGCAACAGAGAUCAGCAGCCCGGGGUUCACUCCUUCAUAGGGAAUGGGGGGGGGGGGGGGGAACUGUGGGACAGAUGAUGCAGGAACUUUGUCAAUGUAGGUGAAAACUGAUUUUCUGUUUGUACGAGUCCUUGUUCCGUGUGCGGAGCUCGGAGCUUUAACAGAUGGACGUCAGGUUUGACAGCGGAGGAUCUGGUGAAGCAUGUUUGUAAAAUAGAACUCAGAGCAGCUCCGUCAGACUGAGUCACAGAUACACCUCUGGGUCCAAACACUGCUCACUUAGUCCCCCUUAGUGCAGACAGGGGAUCCGGUGAGCCUCAUGUGAUUCUUCGAUUGUGUUUAGGUUUUUGCUUUCUAGGUGUUUUUAUCUGUGGAGCAUCAUCUGUUUUUCUUUCUCGGAAACAUGUUGGAAUAAUACAACAGUUUUGUGUAUGAGUUUCCAUGUCCCUUAUAGAGCAUAGAGGUGACGAUGAUGAUGGAGUGUGUCCUCCCUCCUCUGUUAGAAGGUUUCACUGCAUGUUGAUAAUACUGACUCCAUCAGAUCAGACUUUAGGAAAACAGAGGGUCAGUGUUUGAUUCUCACGUUUUGUUCUCAGGUGUAAAUGUUCUUGUGCCAUUCUUCUUAUAUGUUGUCAGACGUGCAUAAUGCAGUAUCACAUUGUUUGUUCUCAGGUAAUGAGCACUAUGUUUAUACCCCCCCCCCCAAUCCGCUCUGAGUUUAGCUUCGUACUGGAGUCAUUAUUCCCUUUACUUGUUGAAAUGCAGUUUACUUUCUUGGCUAGUUACCACAAACAGAUCAUACAUACUUAAAUUAGGACAAUGUGUUAGGACUCAGUUAUUUGACUCUUUUCAAGAGAUAUGAUAGAGAAAUGUGUAUUUACAGAAUAUCUGAAUAAAACUAUAACAAUAGUAAUGUAUCAUUGGGGACAAUAGCCGAGUACCUCAACACUGAGCUCAUUGCAUUGCCUUUACCUCAUUGCAGCAGUCAUUUGCACAUCCAGAAUAUGUUUCAUUGGAUUUCUUUGCCUUUUUUAUCAUUUUGAAUAAACUCCACUUGCUGAAACA
This is a messenger RNA of Pleuronectes platessa (European plaice), 2375 nucleotides long. RefSeq names its product RUN domain containing 3b (gene rundc3b). Lineage: Eukaryota; Metazoa; Chordata; Actinopteri; Pleuronectiformes; Pleuronectidae. The transcript is spliced from 11 exons. The record is from RefSeq and is a predicted model, not a curated record. Bases 1 to 1350 code for a protein of 449 amino acids.